Molecule: messenger RNA, 8851 nt
Organism: Trematomus bernacchii (emerald rockcod)
Lineage: Eukaryota; Metazoa; Chordata; Actinopteri; Perciformes; Nototheniidae
Product: general transcription factor 3C polypeptide 1
Exons: 40
Coding region: 203-8593 (2796 amino acids)
Biological process (GO): transcription initiation at RNA polymerase III promoter; 5S class rRNA transcription by RNA polymerase III
Cellular component (GO): transcription factor TFIIIC complex
Molecular function (GO): DNA binding
Source: RefSeq, a predicted model, not a curated record
AGUUGGAAGACGCACUUGUAAACACGUUUUACUAUUUGGUUAUUAUUAACUGUCAGGCGUAUGAGAAUAAAAUAACUCCAGUAUGCAGAUAAUCUAUUUGUAGCAUCCGGUGAGUUAAAAACCCGGAACAAACCAAACAAGCUGCUAGUUAGCUAGUUGUUGUUAAGUUAGCAUGUUAGCACGUUAGCUAGUUGGUAGCAUCAUGGAUUCGUUGACUAUAGUUGUGGAUGAAGUGGCUUUGGAGGGUCUGGACGGAAUAACUAUCCCCUCUCUGUGGAUAAGAUUAGAGAAUAGAAAGCCUGCUUUUCCCUUGAAGCUUGAUGACCUCACCAAGGAGCUCGUCUGGAGGUCCCUUAUCAACAACACCGAGCUGAAGCUGUACCAGCUGCCGCAGGAGAGAGACGAUGUGGUGCUGUUUGACAGGUUCAAAGGCAUCGACCCAGAAACGGGCAUUGAAACAAGACAGAAUUUUUCUGACAGGAAAGAUGUCUACCCGGUUGAUAUGAUUCUAGAAAACAAGAAUGGGAUUCAGGGCUCCUGUGCAUUAUUCAAAGAGAGGAAAGACAUCACUAAAAAUGUCCGCUCAGAGUCCCUCGCCCCCUUACUCAACCUGCAGGAGGCUUUGGAACAAUAUGGCCGAAAGCUUGUCGUGGCGGCGUGCCAGACGCUGCGAUUCAGGACCCUGAUUGGUCCGGAGAGCGAUCCUGAUUUGAAACUCAACGACGACUCUUACUGCGUGCUGGAACGAGUCGGCCGAGCUCGAUGGCAAGGAGAGCUUCAAAAGGAUCUGCACGGAAGCUCCUUCAAGAUCGAUGCUCGGAAGCUGCACUACAUGAGGAAGGAUCUGGUGAAACACGGCCUGGUCAGCAUGCAGUCUCACGUCACGCGAGUGAUCUCAGGACAGCAGCAGCACUCCAUCCUGCUGCUGCUCAAACGCUUCUACGUCAACAGGAGGGCAAAAUACGACAUCCUAAUGGAGUACAUCUCCAACCUCCUGCAGCAGUCCCCGGGUCAGUUUGCCACUCUGCUCACUCUGAAACACCACCUGAAUGUGGAUGACAGCACUUUCAAGCGUGUAUUUCAGUACAUGAGAAAUGCCAAGUUGGCUGAGUUCUGUCAGUACCCUCUGGAGGAUUUAGACCCAUCAGCCGGGCCGUGCAUCAACAAGAAAGGGAAGAAAGUGCUUGUGCGCUGUUUGAGAUUCUUGAAGCCGUACACGAAGAAGGGCGUCACUGAUGAUGACGAUGAUGACGACGAGGACGAUGAAGAUUUCCCAGCAGGGAGAAUCGGAUCUAAUCCUUCAGAGGGGCGAAUCAUGGAGAGGGACGUCCUGUCGCAGGCCUAUAACAUGGUAUUAUCCACUGGCACAAAGGGAAUCGCUCAGCGCGGGAUCAGUUAUAAGGUGAAUGUCGGGAAGCUGGAAUCUCGUAUGAUCUGUCGACGGCUGGAGAGGGAGGAUAUGAUCAAGGGAUUCAUGGUGGACCAGGGUCGACAGAGGACGACACAAUUUAUCAGCCAUAGGUUUGUUGGUGUGAGUAAUCGACUCCAACGGUUUGCUAAGGAGCAGGAGCGGACGAAGCUCCUCUACUCCUCUGCACCACAGGCAUUAGAUGUUGAUGCGCCAUCCCCUAAAUCACCACCAACUGCCAAACGGAAAAAAUCAACCUCCAAAAGCCCGGCAGCAAAGAAGUUUAGGAAAGCAGAUGGCGGAGGAAAGGAGGCUGUAGAGGAGGAUGGAGAAGUGAACACAGAAGUUAGAGCCUUGGAUGGAGAGGGAGGGGAAGCAGGAGGAGAGAAAAGCAAGGUGAAAGCUGAGCAUCCUGAGAGCCCUUUCAUACAAGCAGCUGAAGGUGAAACCGCAGCUUGCAGUGAAUCAAACAGCAGUGCAGCACCUGACUCUGUGUCCACUCCCACAGCAGAACCAGCUGGAGUCAAAGAGGAAGAUCCCAACUCAAAUCCUUUCAGCACUUUUCCUGAGAGUGAGGCGUCGAAAGCAGCCAACAACUCAGGAGACAACGACGUUGUUGUUGUUACAGAUUUCUGCAAGAGACCGGCCAGGGUUCGUGUGAAAAACAAAUAUGCUUUGGCGAGAUCUCACGAGACGUUCCGCCUGCUGAGGAGGAAGAACCUGAUCGUGGAGGCGGUGCGCAACUUCAAAAUCAUCGAGGGUCUCUUCCCGCUGCAGAAGAUCAUUACUGACGACGAAAAGAAGGAUGGAAUCAACACGAGGUGCUGCAAGAAGACUAUCGUACGCACCGUGGACAGCCUGUCCAGAGAAGGCUUACUAAAGGUUUACAAGACCACCAUCAUACAGGACGGGGUCACCAAGAACGUGGAGAUGGUCGUUCAUCCGUCCGUUCAGCCCACCGAUGAAAUAGUGACACGACUCAUCGAACAGAUCCGCUUCAGAAUCUCCAGUUCUUACUCCACUGUACGUCAUCAGCACGCUGAAGAGAAAGCCAGGGAAGAAGGCGCCGCCCCUGAAGAUACGAGCGGCAGCCCUUCCAGAGCCAAUAAGAGAGACAAGAAGAAAAAUAAAAACGACGAGUUCAAGCCCACAACAGUUAAGGGAUUGGGGAAGACUCUUGGAUUCCAGCCUAAGAUGCAUCGUAUGCGUGUUGUUCAUAACUUCCUCUGGUACCUGAUAUACGGGCACCCGAGCAAACAGAGCUCCUCUGACUCCCCAUCGACCAGCGACACGUCGGCACAACAGAACAUCUCUGAUCCCGAUCCCAAACAACGGAAAGACUCCCCGAACAAACAAACACAGCCGUCUGUAAACACUGACUCGCCCAACUUAGAUGUGAUAUCUUCGGGUGAUGAAGAGGGGGAGCAGAAGGAUAAAUCGAUACCUAGUGACUCUCAGUCCGACUUGAAAGUAGUGUAUUCUGAUGAGGACUCCUGGAAGAAAUUCAUUCCUCCUGUGCGUGUGCACAAGGGGUUUGUCAGCGGCUGGGCGAUGGUCGGAGACAUCCUCCUCUGCAUGCCGCUCUCCAUCUUCAUUCAGGUCAUACAGAUCAACUAUAAGGUGGAAGGACUGGAGGAAUAUCUCAACGACCCCGUGAAGCAGCACCUUCUCAUCCGAACGCUGCCGGCCAGAAUGAGAAGACAGCUGCUCUACAAACGGAAAUACAUCUUCGCCUUCCAUGAGAACCUGCAGAAGUUGGUCUACAUGGGUCUGGUGCAGUUUGGGCAUGUUGAGAAGUUCAAGGAGAAAGACCAGGUGUUUUUGCAUGUGAUGCGUAACGCCUCCAUCGUUGACACCACCAACGCCGAGCCUCACUACUGGCUCGUCACGGAGUCCUUCGACAAACCCUUCGAGCAGCGCCACUACACGUUCAACAGCGCAGAGGACGUGGAAAACUACUGGUUCGACCUGAUGUGUGUCUGCCUCAAUACACCACUGGGGGUGAUCCGCAUUAAGAGAAAUCCCUCUGAGGAAGAAACUGAUCCUUCCUUUGUGCACGAACGCAACGUCUUUGUGGGACUGGCAUACCUGCUCAAGGGAAAUCUUGAAGUGUGUGACGACGGGUCGAUACCCGGAGACGGUAAAGGAGCCGGAGGUUUGCACUCUGAAUUCUUCGCUCAUCUUAAACGCAACUGGUUGUGGACCAAUCAUCUUCUCGCUGUGAGAACGACCCCAAGUGGCAUAGAGGCGAAGGAGAAUAAAAUCAGACUGAAGAGCCUGCUGAGUAAAAACUCUCUCAGGAUCGCACUCAAAGCUGCAGGAACUAUUAACCCUCGUUAUUCGACUGCCAAACGAUCACUGAUAGCAGAAACUAUUGAGGUGGAUAUUGAGCCUGCGUCCAGAAACCAGCAGGUGGUCGGAGGAAAGAAACAGAAGAGGAAGAGAACCAAGAAGGAGGUCGCCAAGCCCCCACGCAAGAAGAAGAAAGAGCCAAAGAAACGCCUGCCGGCUCACGACGAGGCCGACCACCGAGCUCUGAAGAUGAUGACGAGGCAGAGAGUGUACUGGUCCGUGCAGGAGGACUCUCUGAUGAUGCUCUGCAGAGUGGCCUCCAACCUGCUCAACAGCAAGUUGAAGAGGCCGUUCGUACCGUACGUUGUGGUCAGAGACCUGCUCCACGCAGAGUUCGAGAUCUCGAUGGAUAAAACAUCCGUCGCUGUCGGACGUCGAACACGAUACAUCCUCAAAAAUCCUCAGACGCUCCUGAACUACAGGAUCUGUCUGGCUGAGGUGUAUCAGGACAAACCUCUGAUGAGCCUUCUGGAGGAAAACAAACCCGCCGAUCCCAGCAUUGUCGAGGAUUGUGCAAAAUCGUUCUUGGAGUACGCCCGGCUGCUCCGACAGAAGUUCAGCUCUGUGGUUCUGAGCGCUCGGGAGAUGAUCAUGCCCGACACAAAACGCCAGCUCUUCUCACGGUUCAAGGUCUCAGCGAUAGAGAGUGGAAAACGUGUGUCAUGGAAAGACAACAUCAACUCCAAGAAUGAUAUUCAUGCCAUAGUGUUACAAAACUUGAUCCAAAGCACUCUGGCCAUGACCAACAAUCAGAUGAAGGCGUCCAGAUCCUUCCAGACCUUCCACAUGUACAGUAAGUAUAACCAGGAGAUGCUGUGCCAGGCGUUCAUUCAGUGCAGGAAGAGAGGGCUGGUGAACCGGCGCCGCAUCAAUCAGGCGUUCGGACCGAAGAAGAACCGAGCGCUGCCCAUCCUGCCCAUGUCCUACCAGCUGUCCCAGUCCUACUACAGGUGUUUCUCGUGGCGUUUCCCUAACUCGUUGUGCACCGACUCCUUCCGCUUCCUGAGGAGUCUCAUCAACAACGGGACGUCCGACGACAAACCCGUCACUGCGUUCUACAAUGAGCCGGAGAACAGGUCGGAGAGCGGAGACGUGGUAACGGAGAGAAGAGCAGCAUCGGAGAAGAAGAAAAAACAAAACAAACGGGAGGAAGAAGGACCAGAGAAGGAACCAGAGAAGGAACCAGAGAAGGAACCCAGUGACUCUACAAAGGAGGGAGAGAAGGACCAAAGUAAAACGGAAGGAGAAGAGGAGUUAAUGGAGGUGAACGAGGAGAAAACUGAGGAGAAAAACAAAGCAGAGGAACAGAAGAACCAGGAAGACUCGCUCACAGCUGAUUCUACUGAAGAUCCCUCCAGCAGCGAGCAGACGGACAAUCCUCCACCCAGAGAGGAGUCUCCAGAUGUUGCUGCUCCUCAGAUAACUUCAGAUGAGUCUCCAGAUGUGUCUGCUCCUCAGAUAACUUCAGAGGAGUCUCCAGAUGUGUCUGCUCCUCAGAUAACUUCAGAGAAGUCUCCAGAUGUGUCGGCUCCUCAGAUAACUUCAGAGAAGUCUCCAGAUGUUGCUGCUCCUCAGAUAACUUCAAAGUCUCCAGAUGUUGCUGCUCCUCCGAUAACUUCAGAGAAGUCUCCAGAUGUUGCUGCUCCUCCGAUAACUUCAGAGAAGUCUCCAGAUGUUGCUGCUCCUCCGAUAACUUCAGAGAAGUCUCCAGAUGUUGCUGCUCCUCCGAUAACUCCAGAGGAGUCUCCAGAUGUUGCUGCUCCUCCAAUAACUUCAGAGAAGUCUCCAGAUGUUGCUGAUCCUCCAAUAACUUCAGAGAAGUCUCCAGAUGUUGCUGCUCCUCAGAUAACUUCAAAGUCUCCAGAUGUUGCUGCUCCUCCGAUAACUUCAGAGAAGUCUCCAGAUGUUGCUGCUCCUCCGAUAACUCCAGAGGAGUCUCCAGAUGUUGCUGCUCCUCUGAUAACUCCAGAGGAGUCUCCAGAUGUUGCUGCUCCUCCAAUAACUCCAGAGGAGUCUCCAGAUGUUGCUGCUCCUCCAAUAACUUCAGAGAAGUCUCCAGAUGUUGCUGCUCCUCAGAUAACUUCAAAGUCUCCAGAUGUUGCUGCUCCUCCGAUAACUUCAGAGAAGUCUCCAGAUGUUGCUGCUCCUCCGAUAACUCCAGAGGAGUCUCCAGAUGUUGCUGCUCCUCCAAUAACUUCAGAGAAGUCUCCAGAUGUUGCUGCUCCUCAGAUAACUUCAGAGAAGUCUCCAGAUGUGUCUGCUCCUCCGAUAACUUCAGAGAAGUCUCCAGAUGUUGCUGCUCCUCAGAUAACUCCAGAGGAGUCUCCAGAUGUUGCUGCUCCUCCAAUAACUUCAGAGAAGUCUCCAGAUGUUGCUGCUCCUCAGAUAACUUCAGAGGAGUCUCCAGAUGUUGCUACUCCUCAGAUAACUUCAGAGGAGUCUCCAGAUGUUGCUGCUCCUCAGAUAACUUCAGAGGAGUCUCCAGAUGUGUCUGCUCCUCAGAUAACUUCAGAGGAGUCUCCAGAUGUGUCUGCUCCUCAGAUAACUUCAGAGAAGUCUCCAGAUGUGUCUGCUCCUCAGAUAACUUCAGAGAAGUCUCCAGAUGUUGCUGCUCCUCAGAUAACUUCAGAGAAGUCUCCAGAUGUUGCUGCUCCUCCGAUAACUUCAGAGAAGUCUCCAGAUGUUGCUGCUCCUCCGAUAACUUCAGAGAAGUCUCCAGAUGUUGCUGCUCCUCCGAUAACUCCAGAGGAGUCUCCAGAUGUUGCUGCUCCUCCAAUAACUUCAGAGAAGUCUCCAGAUGUUGCUGCUCCUCAGAUAACUUCAGAGAAGUCUCCAGAUGUGUCUGCUCCUCCGAUAACUUCAGAGAAGUCUCCAGAUGUUGCUGCUCCUCAGAUAACUUCAGAGGAGUCUCCAGAUGUUGCUACUCCUCAGAUAACUUCAGAGGAGUCUCCAGAUGUUGCUACUCCUCAGAUAACUUCAGAGGAGUCUCCAGAUGUUGCUACUCCUCAGAUAACUUCAGAGGAGUCUCCAGAUGUUGCUGCUCCUCAGAUAACUUCAGAGGAGUCUCCAGAUGUUGCUACUCCUCAGAUAACUUCAGAGGAGUCUCCAGAUGUUGCUGCUCCUCAGAUAACUCCAGAGGAGCCUCCAGAUGUUGCUGCUCCUCCUAUAACUCCAGAGGAGCCUCCAGAUGUGUCGGACAUGCUGCAGUUCUGCAUGGAGUCCCCGGGGGGAGCGAGUGGAGUCUGCCUCAGCCUGAUGUCUCUGGGACUGCUGAGUGUCUUCAUGUCCAUCCCCAAACAGGUGGUGGUGGUGGACAGCAACCUGGUGGACAACGACGUGGUCAAGAGUUUGGUGGCGCUGGAAGAAGAGGACGAAGAUGAUGAUGAAGGUGAGGAUUGUGAGGGGAAGAAGAAACUGGAGGUGAAGUCACAUCAGGCGUCUCACACCAACUACCUGAUGAUGCGUGGAUACUUCUUUCCUGGCAUAGUGAAAAUCCGUAACCUGAACACUCUGGAUAACAUCGUGGUGGAGUCGUGCAUCAUGAAGCUGCAGCUGCGCAGCACUCCUGCUCACCAGCUGUUCAAUACAGAGAACUCUCCACCGCUGGACUUGUCUAAAUGCGGUCCAUCCCUGCUGCCCUCCGUCCUCUCCUCCUCCACCCGCUCUUCCUCCUCCACCCGCUCCUCCUCCUCCUCUCCCCACAGUGUGAAGGAGUGUGAGAGGCGUUUGGUUGAGCAGAGAGGUUACACUCCUCAGGACGUUAAAGCGUGUGCUCAGCUCAGGAAGAGUCUGGAGGCAGCGAGGGAGAGCGGUCUGGGGGUCCAGGACCUCUACGAGACUCACGCUCAGCUGCAGGAGGCGCAGGGGGGCCGAAGCAGGAGCCUGCAGCGGUACCUGAAGGAGCUGCAGGAGGAGGGCCAGGUGGUGAAGGUGGGGGGUCUGGGUCCUCGCUGGGUGCUGAUGCAGCACUCUGAGCCCUGGCUGCUGACCGUGAAGCAGCCCUCCAAGAAAUGGCACGAGUCCCGCCUCAACUCCAACAGAAUCCCCUUUCUGGAGAAGAACCACAACAUCCCCUUCAUGCGCAUGAGAACCAGGCGGGAGGUCCGAGAGGAGGAAGAGGAACCGCCGGCGAAAAGAUCAGCUUUGGAAAAACAAGGAGGCGAAGAUGUAGCGGGAUCAUCGAGUGACGCAACGGGAGAGAAACCAACUGAGGAAGAAGAGCUGGAGAGGAAGAAGGAGGGAAGUGGGGAGAAGAUGGUGAACUUGGAAGAGGAGGGAGGAGAGGUGGUGCUGUCUGAAGAGGAAAGCGAGCAGGAGAAAGGAAGGGAGGAGCUGGAGAGUGAGGAGAAACAGGAGGGAAAGAAAGAUAAUGGAGCAGAGAGCAUGGAGGAAGAGGAAUCCUCUCCAUCAACAAGCCCGACUGGUGUGGAGAAGGGGGAAAACGUGAGCUUCAUCAGCCGGCCGUGGCGCAUGGUGGACGGGAACCUGAACCGGCAGGUGUGUAAGGGCAUGCUGGAGGCCAUCCUGUACCACGUGAUGUACCGACCCGGACUCACGCAGCAGGCGCUGGUGGAGCACUACAAAGACGUGCUGCAGCCCAUGGCCGUGCUCGACCUGCUGCAGGCGCUCACAGACUCCGGCUGUGUGAUGAAGAAGACUCUGGUGAGAGCUGCUAAACCUUCGCUGUUCGCCCGCGCUGUGAAGACGAGCAGUGAGACGAAGGCGAUGAUGGAGGAACCGGACUGCGUGUUCUACGAGCCGACCAUCAGCUGCUGCCUGCGGCUCGGCCAGAUGCUUCCCAACGAGCGACACUGGAACAGCUGCAUGCCCUGAAGUCAUCCUGGAGCAUCAGAGACUUAAUAUGGCUUUUAAAGAUCAAGUUUAAAAUGUUCUCGCCACAACCAGUAUGUUGUGAUAAACCUAAAAGAUUUGAUUUGACAAAAUGUUUCAUGGCAUCAGGUUAUUUAACAGAUUUCACUUCUGGUUUUACAGAACAGGGAUUUCUUUGUACAUUUAUUUGUUAAAACCUUUCGUCUGUGUUCCUUUUUUGUGUGCUGUUAACAUUAAUAAUAAAAAGAAUAAUGAUUUGCA